Henningerozyma blattae CBS 6284 is the source of this 1026-nucleotide messenger RNA. RefSeq names its product SDR family oxidoreductase. The transcript has a single exon. The record is from RefSeq and is a predicted model, not a curated record. The coding region runs from base 1 to 1026 and encodes 341 amino acids. Lineage: Eukaryota; Fungi; Ascomycota; Saccharomycetes; Saccharomycetales; Saccharomycetaceae. Gene Ontology annotation, molecular function: oxidoreductase activity, acting on the CH-OH group of donors, NAD or NADP as acceptor.
AUGUCUGACUUAGUUACUGGUGCCAAUGGGUUUCUUGCUCAAUUCAUCGUCAAUGAAUUACUAAAUCAUAACUAUAAAGUUAUUGGGACUGUUAGAACUCAGGAGAAAGCCGACUAUUUUGCAAAACUAUACAAUAAUCCAAACUUANNUCAUGAGAUUGUUUCCGAUAUUGGUAAGCCAGGUGCCUUUGAUGAAGUAUUAGAAAAACAUGCCAAGGAUAUCAAAUAUGUUUUGCAUACUGAAUCUCCAGCCACAUUUGUAGCUGAUGAUGUUGAAAGAGAUAUUAUAAAUCCAGCUGUUAAUGGUGUUAAAGGUAUAUUAGCUUCAAUUAAAAAAUUUGGUACCAAUGUAGAAAGAGUGGUAUUAACUUCUUCAUAUGCAGCAAUUACUAAUCCUUUCGGGGAAUUUAAUCACAUUUUAACUGAGAAAUCUUGGAAUGAUAUUACAUUGGAACCAGCUAAAUUGAAUGGGAUGGCUGCUUAUUGUGCUUCUAAGGUAUUUGGUGAAAAAGCAGCAUGGGAAUUUUACAAUACAAAUAAAAAAAAUGUAUCAAUUAAAUUCAAAUUUGCCACAGCAAAUCCAAGUUACGUUCUUGGUCCUCAAUUUUUUGAAAGUGAACUAAAGAAUUCACCAGCGCUACGUUCCACUGGUAAAAUCUUCAAUGGACUAAUCCAUGCCACACCGGAUCAGAAGAUUAAUCAAAGCUUUUAUGGGCUUCAUAUCGAUAUCCGUGAUGUUGCUAAGGCCCACCGUAUUGCUAUUUCUAAAGACGAAGAUAUUGAGCAAAGACUUGUUCUGGCCACUGGACCAUUUACUGAGCAAAACGUUAUUAAUCAAUUGAAUGAAGACUUCCCUCAAUUGAAAGGUAAAAUACCAGAAUCAAAACCAAUUGAAUUGGACACGGACGCUUACUUAGCCAAGUUCGACUUUACCAAGACUGAAGAACCCCUAGGGUUUGAAUAUAACCAACUGAAGAAAUCAAUUAAUGACGCUGCUGCUCAAAUUUUAAAGGCUGAAGAGAACUAA